AUGGUUGAAGCUGUUCCUGCUCUUACUGAAGUUGUUCUGGAAAGCUGUUCCUCUUCGGAAGCUGAUAGUGAAGAUGAUGUUUUUAAUCCCAGUGAUAGAUUUGGGAAGAAACAAACUCUUAAUACUGCACAUGCACGUUUUGUAGACAAGACAGACAAUGUUCUGGUGCACAGUUUAUUAUUGGAAGACCCUGAACGUCCAAUCGACGAGUCGACUCUAGUUUGGUCUGACGAAGAGCAUGAUGAAACCGUUGAAAACAUGAUUGAUCUUAUCAAUGUGAAUCAUCAAUUCAAUCUCGUCAUAGAACGAUUGAAGCCGCAGCUCCAAAAUUUCAAUAACAAGAUCGAACAGUUCUCUACAAGGGCCGAGUUAAUCGAGGGUAAAGUAAUUGGAAUUGUCAAUUGUGUGUUGUCGAACUUCAAAGACGAGAUAGGCAGAUCCGUAGAGGCAAUGGUUCCAGAUUUGUGCAAAAACUAUGCCGAAGUUCGUGGAGUUCCAGCAGCUCCCACUGUUGUUACAGGGAAUGGACAGGCUAUAUCUGCCCACCCAGACAAGCACGUUUUAGAUGGUAAUGCAAACACUAUCAUCAACAUCAUUCAGAACAUAAGUGAGUACUCUACACCGCCUUCUUCGCCGCAAAAUAAUCAGGCCAGUAAUAAAACUCCGUCUAUCGAAGGUGUUGCAAAACCCGGAUUUGCUAGUCCUGAUCCAGCUACGGAUUGCGGUGCUAUGUCAGCCCAUAGUCAGAACCAUAGUAGGCACACUGACAACAUCAUUCCUUUGGAGGAUGUCAAUACGGUUCCGCCUCACUUCAUCGAGACACCUUCUUUCUCCCUAGGACUUACACAAGAAGAACAUAUCCGAUCUGCAGAACCUCUAACACGCCAAAAAGUAGCCGAUGUGACAACUCUGUCUGAUAUUAACGUUGGUGAUAACAUAGCGUACCCUCAAUCUUUGCGUAAUAGCAAGCGUCAGAAGACUUUGCCUCCAGCCCUUGUACAUGAUUACUUAUGUGGUCCUCAUAUCGACUCUCGAUUGCAUCGUCCACGGGAGUCGGUGUUUGUAUGCUACGAGAGAAGGGAGAUAGAGAGGAAAAUCAACGUUCUUUCAAGGAAACUUUCCGUAAAUGUUGUUAUCAACGUUGGUGGAUUAGCUGUUUCCUCAAAAGAAAUGCUUCUUAUGGCCAAGAGAUCACGACUAUACCCUGGAAAGGUUGUUGAUAUACUGAUUCGUCUUGUGCGAUGUGUGGUAUCACUGCCGACAUCUUCGGAAAGGAGUUAUUAUUUUCUGGAUACCAGAUUUGGUACUUCAAUUGUCAGGAACUACCAAAAGUUUUCGAAAGCUAAGAAAAAAGAGUCCUUUAAGUUUCCCAAAGGAGUUGUGAACUUUUUUGGUGAAAGAGAUGCCUCUCCGCGGUUGGGUAUACGUUACUACUUCCCACUCAAUUUAGGGAAAAAGCAUUGGAUUGGAGUAUGCUUUGACACAUCUAGGGGUAAACUCUAUGUUCUUGACUGCAAUGUGGCUUUAUUCAAUGAAACAUCGAUGGGUAGAUUUCUUUAUCCAUUCCUCCAGAUGUUGCCAUAUCUGGCAAGACAAUUUGGUAAAGAAAUGGGAACGCAAUGUGUUACGCCUUAUAAGUUUGAUAGACCAAAGUCAGUUUUCCAAAGUGAUAAUCCUGCAGAUGCUGGCUUGAUCGCGGUGUUGUUAAUGGUUAGACAUGCUGUAUAUGGUUUUGAGGCGUGUAGGAAUUUAUCUCCCGAAACGGUUGCUGAUGAAGGAAAGAGUGCUGCUAUAAUGGCUUUGGAGUCGACAGAGAAGCUGUAG
Messenger RNA from Brassica rapa (field mustard), 1824 nucleotides. RefSeq lists its product as uncharacterized. Lineage: Eukaryota; Viridiplantae; Streptophyta; Magnoliopsida; Brassicales; Brassicaceae. Gene Ontology annotation, molecular function: cysteine-type peptidase activity. Gene Ontology annotation, biological process: proteolysis. The record is from RefSeq and is a predicted model, not a curated record.